Bufo bufo (common toad) is the source of this 2550-nucleotide messenger RNA. It is a transcript of the gene CTBP1, whose product is annotated as C-terminal binding protein 1. The coding region runs from base 315 to 1736 and encodes 473 amino acids. Lineage: Eukaryota; Metazoa; Chordata; Amphibia; Anura; Bufonidae. The record is from RefSeq and is a predicted model, not a curated record. The transcript has 10 exons. Gene Ontology annotation, molecular function: oxidoreductase activity, acting on the CH-OH group of donors, NAD or NADP as acceptor; transcription corepressor activity; NAD binding.
UUAUUGUUACUUGUGGAUACAUUGUUGUUGUGCGAGCCGCAUGUCCCAUCCCCCCCCCUCCAUGUCUUUGGCUUCAUUCCUCUCUGGCUUUUGUGUGUGUGUGAGUCAAUGAGCGAGUGCAUUUUCCCCCCUUGCAGAAUAAAAGGAUUAUUUAUAUCCCAGCUAUGCUGAUGGAGCGUUAUGCGGUGCCGUAACAGCUGGCCGAAUCCUCCCUGCUGCAUCGCUUUCAAUUUUUAGACAUUUUUUUAGCUCUUUUUGCUUUAUCAUUUUUGCACCUCUCGGUUUAGUAUCCAUUGAUAUUUUGAUGCCUUUGCAUGGAUUGUGGCUUUAAACUUGUUUCUGGACAUUGUGUGGAUGGCAGAUUGAAGUUCGACGGAAGGAAAUUUGCAUCUAGUGGUUAUUUGGUGCUUAGAAUGCACGCCUGGAACUUUUUCCCCUUGCCGGCGGAAAAAUGCAUUCGACCUCCGAUAAUGAAUGGGCCCAUGCACCCGCGCCCACUUGUGGCCCUGCUGGAUGGCAGAGAUUGUACAGUAGAAAUGCCAAUCCUCAAAGACGUAGCCACAGUGGCGUUCUGCGAUGCACAGUCCACGCAGGAAAUCCAUGAGAAGGUACUUAACGAGGCAGUGGGCGCCUUGAUGUAUCACACGAUCACUUUAACGCGAGAAGACUUGGAGAAGUUCAAGGCUCUUCGAAUAAUUGUCCGAAUUGGGAGUGGGUUUGACAACAUUGACAUCAAGUCAGCCGGAGAUCUAGGUAUAGCAGUGUGCAACGUGCCAGCAGCGUCCGUAGAAGAGACGGCGGAUUCUACAAUGUGCCACAUUCUGAACUUGUACAGGAGAACAACGUGGCUGCACCAAGCUUUACGAGAAGGCACAAGAGUCCAGAGCGUGGAGCAGAUAAGAGAAGUUGCAUCCGGUGCUGCUCGAAUUCGGGGGGAGACCUUAGGCAUUAUAGGGCUGGGACGGGUCGGUCAAGCAGUUGCUCUGAGGGCAAAGACUUUUGGUUUCAAUGUCAUUUUCUACGACCCUUACCUGUCGGAUGGGGUGGAGCGAGCCCUGGGUCUGCAGAGGGUCAGCACUCUCCAGGAUCUGCUGUUUCAUAGUGACUGUGUAACUCUGCACUGCAGCUUAAAUGAGCACAACCAUCAUCUGAUCAAUGACUUCACCAUCAAGCAGAUGAGGCAAGGAGCAUUCCUGGUGAACACAGCCCGGGGAGGCCUGGUGGACGAGAAGGCGCUAGCACAAGCCUUGAAGGAGGGGAGGAUACGAGGAGCCGCGUUAGACGUCCAUGAAUCAGAACCCUUCAGCUUUUCCCAAGGUCCAUUGAAAGACGCACCGAACCUCAUCUGCACGCCACACGCAGCUUGGUACAGUGAACAGGCUUCCAUAGAGAUGAGGGAAGAGGCCGCCCGGGAGAUCCGCCGAGCCAUUACAGGGCGUAUUCCCGACAGCCUGAAAAACUGCGUUAAUAAGGAUCACCUAACCGCAGCGACACAUUGGGCCAGUAUGGACCCCGGGGUGGUUCAUCCAGAACUGAACGGAGCUGCGUACAGGUAUCCCCCAGGAGUCGUUAGCGUGGCCCCAGCUGGCAUCCCAACAGCAGUGGAAGGAAUCGUCCCCAACGCCAUGCCUUUAUCACACGCCCAUCCGGCCGUGGCCCACCCGCCUCACGCCCCUUCUCCCGUGCAAACCGUCAAACCAGAAGCUGACAGAGACCACCCAAGUGACCAAUUGUAGCCAAUGACAAUAGCAGAUGACCAUUCCCACGCCUAAGAGAUCCGGAAGUCAAAUGAAGACAGAAGAAGGGUGUCAAAAAUAAAAAUUCUGGAUUUUGGAUAGAAGCAAAAAUAAUGAACUUUCAUGCAGAUCAUACGUUGUUUUUAGAGAUCGGUCCAAAUCUACAGAAUACAGUGCGAGAAGAAGAAAGAAAUUGGAACCUUUUUUUUUUUUUUUUUUUUUUUUUACCCUCCCCCCGUUACAAAAAAAAAAUUGUAGUUUGUCCCUGUUGAGUGGACUGACCUCACUGUCCUGUGUCCUCCUGUUGGUCCUAAGUUAAGCGAGAGAAGCUAGUAGUUAAUUAUAUCAUGAAUGUAUUUGUCUGUGUACAGUUUUUAGAACAUUAAAAAAAGGGGGUUUAUUUGCAUAAUUGUCAAUGGGGAAUAUCGUAAGGGAGGCGCUCAGCAAACCACUUUUCAAAUACAGAAAAAAAAUAAAAAAUAAAAAAAUGUUCUUUUCUAUGUUAUGACAUGCCCAGUAAUUAAGGCGGUUGGCAGACUUCUCAGGACAAUACAUUUUUUUUCCCAUUUUUUUCUUUUUGAAAAACCACAUAGUGCAUUUUUUUUUUAACUACCUGCUUGUCUUACGUUAGAUAUAUAUAUAUUUUUUUUUAUCAUUUUGGAUCCCUCCUGUUAUUUUGGCAUGAAAUCCCUUAUUUCAGAUGAAUGCAACAUGACGAGAAUUUUUUUUAUUUUUUUUGUUUUUGCAAAGAAAAUGUAAAAAUUUUCGUAUCAACAAGCAUAGUGCUUCUUGUCACCAGUUAAAAAAGAAAAAA